AUGCACCUUUUCAUCGAUAACGGCCAAUACAUUCAAGUCUACAACUUUAAGACGUCGGCUCCGGCCGAAAGCCCCAACACCGAUGGGAUUCACCUCUCGAAUUGCCAACAUGCCGUCAUUCAUAACAACACCCUUGCGUGCGGAGAUGAUUGUGUCUCAAUACAAAAGGGAUGCUCUGACAUCAAAGUCUACAACGUCAACUGCGGGCCUGGACACGGGUACAGCAUUGGCGGGCUUGGGCCAAACUUCGCCGAGGCCCAGGUUUCCGACAUUUCUGUUUUCGACUCAAAGGUGCAAAACUCGUUAACCGGAGUACGGAUCAAAACAUGGCCGGGAGGCUCAGGCUCCGUGACCAACGUCCGAUUCUCCAACAUCCAAAUGUCGAACGUGCGGACCUCAAUCGUGAUCGACCAAUUCUACUGUGGGGGCUCGAAAACGUGCAGCAUCACGAGCCGAAACGCGAUUCAAAUUUCAAACGUGACAUUCGAGAAGCUGACGGGCAGCUACACGUACAAGCCCAUAUCCCUCCUAUGCAGCCCGUACAAGCCAUGUCGGGCCCUUAGAGCCUCACUUAUCAACCUUGUGUCGUCCAACCCGAGCCUCGGGCCGACCCAAGCCGAGUGCUCAAACGCCCGAGGGCAGGUGCUCACGCCAACUACACCGCCGCUAAACAACUGUCUCAUGGGUCCGCCGGAAGUAGUCUGGGUGCCGGCGGAUUCGCCGGAGGAUUCACCAGCGCCGGCUAAUUAA
Messenger RNA from Striga hermonthica, 750 nucleotides. The record is from the annotation of a GenBank genome assembly. Lineage: Eukaryota; Viridiplantae; Streptophyta; Magnoliopsida; Lamiales; Orobanchaceae.